AUGGACUUUAGCCCGGAACGGAGAGAAACCAGCCCCCAGCCCGCCCCAUGUGUGAUAGGCCUAUUUGGCAUCCCCGGCUGCGGCAAAUCGUUUAUGUUGAACAAACUAAAGCACGAGCUCGGCGAUUCCGACUUUCACUUCUUUGAAGACUCCGAAGUCAUCGAUAGCGUGACCGCCGGCGGGCUCGCCAUUUUCCAGAAGCUCAGCGAAGAGAACAAAACACAGUUUCUAAAGUACGCCAUCGAGAAGAUCAGGUCAAUCUGCAGGGAGAGUGGCAAAGUCGGCAUCGUUGCUGGGCACUAUAUGUGGCCUGGGAGCAAAGAGGAUAAAAAGGUGUUGGAAGCUCGUAGCGAGCAUGGUCACUCUACUUACACCCACAUUCUUUAUGUGAACACGCAUGUGGAGUUGACGGCAAGACAACGAGAGAUGGAUCCAGAUAGAUAUCGGUCCAAGCUCUCUACCGAGGAUUUGCGUUGCUGGCAGGAAGCUGAGAUUAAAGAACUGCGAGGGCUGUGCCUUGAGUAUGGGAUUCUCUUUGCAACUGUCUACCCAAACCUGCGGGACAAGUUAUCCAGUCUGAUCCUUGACUUCCGGAGCCACGGAGAAAUCCAUAACCAAUCAGUUGCCGACCAGCGUCUGGACAGGGUGCUCUCUAGUCACCGUGAGGAAUUGCGGACCGUCGUCUUCUUCGACGCCGACAAGACAUUGACACCUCAAGAUACCGUUGAAUCGUUUUGGCAAAUUCUCGCCGACAAUGCUGCGGGGGAAAGCCCGUUGGCCACUCUGUUCAAUAACAGACAGAACCGCUCAUAUACGGCAUUUCGACAGGUGAUGCUGCUGUACGAAGAGUCCUGCAGUGAUAUCGAGUUCGACUCCAUCUGCGACAAGGUGGCCUUGCGCACCGCUCUUUACCCGCAGAUGACCUUUAUUCUGCACCAGGUGGGAAGAUAUCACCACAUCUGCCCCGUGAUUGUGACUUGCGGACUACGUCGUGUCUGGGAGAAAGUGGUGGCUAGGAACGGCCUUUCCGGCGUGGUGAAAGUCGUGGGUGGUGGACGACUUGACGACGGCUUUGUUGUUGCUCCCUCGGUGCAAAGAAAUCUGGUCCUCCGCGCAAAGGGCAAUCAUUCAGCAUAUACAUGGGCUUUUGGCGAUAGUUCGCUCGACCUGCCCAUGCUGAUGGCGGCGAACAAGCCCAUUGUUAUAGUUGGGGACAAGCACACCCGCAGCGAAGACAUGGAGAAGGAACUGCUACAAGCAAUUUUGAGCGGUGGACUGCAGGCUCGUCAGGCUGUACUUGCGGACAGCUCCUCGCCACCCCGGCUGGCCGGACUAGACCGUCUUCCUGUCAUCGAUAUUACUGACCCGGAAUUCGUGGAUCCAAUCCUCCAGACUCAUAACCGACCUGGAGGCCUUGAGCUCUACCAUGCCACCGAUAGCGCCGCAGCAAAAAUAUUGAUGACCCCAACGCAGAAUUCUGCUGUCCGCGGUCCAUCCCUGAGAGACCAUCAUUUCAAAGUCGGCGCUCACCUAGCCAGAAUGUUUGUUUCUGAGCUUAUUGGCGUCGAGGAAUUCACAGUGCGCGACGUUUAUAACAACGAGACGGUCGGAUACCAACUUCUCGAAGAAGGCAAGGCAUUGAUCGUUGCAUUGAUGCGCGGCGGCGAGCCCAUGGCACAUGGCAUCAAUAGUGCCUUCCCCAGUGCCCAAUUCCUGCACGCCAGAGAGCCAAAGGACAUCGCACGCGAGCAUAUUGAGGGCAGUGCCGCCGUCAUCCUCGUUGACUUAGUGAUCAACAAUGGCACCAGAAUUGUCAAAUUCGUGGAGUCCAUCCGGGCUAUGCAUGGUGCAAUUCGGAUCAUCGUCGUCGCUGAUAUUGUCCAGAAGCAGGCGGUUUCAGGGGACAGUCCUAUCAGAGCGCUGGCGCGUUCCUCGAAACUGUCUAUCGUGGCGCUUCGUCUGUCGGAUGACAACUAUACCGGCAGCGGAAGUACUGACACGGGGAACCGCUUGUUUAACACGCUUCAUCUUGCUUGA
Messenger RNA from Aspergillus versicolor CBS 583.65, 2037 nucleotides. RefSeq lists its product as uncharacterized. Gene Ontology annotation, biological process: L-serine biosynthetic process; dephosphorylation. Gene Ontology annotation, cellular component: cytoplasm. NCBI's taxonomy places the organism in Eukaryota, Fungi, Ascomycota, Eurotiomycetes, Eurotiales, Aspergillaceae. Gene Ontology annotation, molecular function: magnesium ion binding. The transcript has a single exon. The record is from RefSeq and is a predicted model, not a curated record. Bases 1 to 2037 code for a protein of 678 amino acids.